UUCUGAAUUUUUUUUUUCUUUUUUUCUUUUUUUUUUUUUUUUUUUUUGCAUCCCUCGCUCACGUGUUUACGUGAACGCAAAUGGAAGCUACUUUCAUUCGACUGUUUUCUUAUGUUCUGUCCCUGUUUUCUGCAUUUCUGAUUCUCUUUAUUUGUGGCUUCACCAUGGCAUUCGAAAUGCAAUAUCAUCGAAAGGCAAAAAGUCUGUUUAGAGAGAGAGUUUUUCAUACGACAAGAGAAUUCUAGGACUGCCUCACUUGUCUCUGGUGUGUGGCCUUUCACUCGGUGGAGGAGAAACUGUGCUAUUGUCGAGUUCACUAAAGAAUUGUAGACUGGAAGAGGAGAAAGACUGUAGAUCUGGUCAUGGCAUUAGGAUGUUUUAGCAGGGCCUUGAUAAUGCAAAGCAUGUACGUGCCAAUGAAACGAUUUUUAAACACAAGAAUUAUGGAAUUAAUUUAUGUUCAUUUAAAUUGCACCAAACAGGGAAUUUCUUCGAGUCUGGCUAUGUCCCGAGCUCCUCUACAAAUGGCGGCUGUCCUGGAAUGGGCACUUGGGCAACGCAGCCAGCAGCACUUCUCCGCACAAAAAUCGCCAACUGUAAGGGCAGCAGCUGGAGAUAAGAGCUCGCUAUCGUUUUGCAGGCGGAGAAUCAGCAUUGCGAUUUGCAUCGCGACUCUGGCACCGAGGAUUGAGGUAGCUUUUGCUCGGGGAAGGAACAAAAAGGUGAUUCCCAUCGAAGACUACAAAACCACUGCUGACGGUCUAAAGUAUUACGACGUUCUCGAAGGCAGUGGUCCUGUUGCUGUCAAAGGCGAGACUGUAGUAGUUCACUUUGAUUGCUUGUACCGUGGAAUAGACGCCGUCUCUAGUCGAGAAGCAAAACUCCUGGGUGGGAAUCGAAUUAUAGCUCAGCCUUACGAGCUUAUCGUAGGAUCUGUUCCCGGCAGAGAACGAAAGCGAGAGUUUGUAGACAAUGCCAAUGGCCUCUUCUCGGCCCAGGCCUCGCCAAAGCCGCCUCCGGCGCUCUACACAGUCGUCGAAGGCAUGCGUGUCGGAGGCAAGAGAACUGUGAUCGUCACCCCUGAUGUCGGCUAUGGAGAUAGAGGGAUGAACGAAAUUCCUCCAAAAGCCACAUUUGACAUGAGCGUAGAGUUGCUGGAGCUGAAAAAGUAGGCGCUACAAAUAAGUCAACCAAGGAACUAUUCUAAAGCAAGUAAUACGUUCACAAGUAACGAUCAAGGUAGGCGUCCA
Messenger RNA from Selaginella moellendorffii, 1250 nucleotides. Its product is annotated as peptidyl-prolyl cis-trans isomerase FKBP18, chloroplastic. Lineage: Eukaryota; Viridiplantae; Streptophyta; Lycopodiopsida; Selaginellales; Selaginellaceae. The transcript is spliced from 6 exons. Gene Ontology annotation, molecular function: peptidyl-prolyl cis-trans isomerase activity. The record is from RefSeq and is a predicted model, not a curated record. Bases 363 to 1172 code for a protein of 269 amino acids. Gene Ontology annotation, cellular component: chloroplast thylakoid lumen.